GCUCGCUCCACCACCAUGCGCGACGACGAGCCCCCGCUCCCGCCGCCCUCGCCCGCGCCCGUGCACGCCGGGCCCUCGCGUCUCCGCCGGACUCUGCACACGCUGCGCUCCCCGUUCCGGCCCGGCUCGCCCUUCCACAUCGGCUCGAUCAAGCGCUCCGGCUCCAUAAAGUCGGUCCUCUCAGACGGUGAGAUCUCGCGCGACGAACGCACGAUGCGUAAACGGAACAAGAAAUACCGCGACGCGGCGAGCGACGCCUCUCGCAGUACCGACAGCUCGCCCGGCACCGCCGUCGUCGACAAAAAGAAAAAGGAUGGCAACCUGCUGCGUAGAAUGGGCAGUAUGGGUAAGAAACGCAUCGAGGAGGUAGCUAAGCCGUCACCUAAGCCGUCCAAAUCCACCCUGGAGCCACCUCCCAACCUAUCAUUUGAGCCAGAGCCACAAAAGGAAACUGAACAAUUGACGCCCGAGCCCGCAAGUCCUAUUGCAGUGGAACAUCCAGUAGCAACCCGACCAUUCACAAAAGCCGCCUGGAAGCGGAACAGCGAACCCGAAAUGGAAAAACCGGUCGAAGAGCCGAGCCCGGGAAACGCAUUGCGUCGGCGCAUAACAAUUGCCGCUCAAGCGUCCACGUGCUUAUCGGAGGAUCGCGACGACGGAGAGAGGGGAGCCUCCGAGGUGGGGUCACUAGAAGAGGCGGUGGCGUUGGCGCGCGUGAAGCUCGCGGCCGCCGCGCCGCCCUCACCGUCACAACCGCGCGACAACCACGCCGAGGUAGAGGGGUGCUCGGACGCGAUGCCCGCUUACGGAGACCUCAUCGAACCGGAGAGCAAGGGGAGCGAGCCCGCACCGUCGCACGCCUCACCCAGCGUAGAGAGACGGGAGCACCUGUAUAAGAUCCUGGUGAUCGGAGAACUCGGCACGGGCAAGACCUCCAUCAUUAAGCGAUAUGUCCACCAGUUCUUCAGCCAGCACUACAGAGCCACGAUAGGCGUCGACUUCGCACUCAAAGUUCUUAAUUGGGACGCGAAUACCAUCAUACGUUUACAGCUAUGGGAUAUUGCAGGUCAAGAGCGUUUCGGCAACAUGACGCGCGUGUACUACAAAGAGGCGGUGGGCGCGUUCAUCGUGUUCGACGUGGCGCGGGUGGCCACCUUCGACGCCGUGGGCAAGUGGAAGAACGACCUCGACACCAAGGUGCAGCUGCCCGACGGCUCGCCCAUACCCUGCAUACUGCUCGCUAAUAAGUGUGACCAGCAAAAGGAAGGUAUAGUGAACUCCCCAACAAAGAUGGAAGAGUACUGCAGGGAGAAAGGGUUCGCGGGCUGGUUCGAGACCUCCGCCAAGGAGAACAUCAACAUCGAGGAGGCGGCGCGCUCACUAGUUAAUAAGAUCCUUCUAAACGACAAAUUACUUCAGAGCAGCGACAAUAGAGAUGGUGAAAAGUUCGCGCUAGACCACAAAAUCGCAAACGGUCAGAACAGCAGAGACGGCAACGGCAAGAACUGUUCGUGCUGACCAACCACGGGGAGCCAUCAAUGAAAUGGCCAAUCGGAACGCGUCAAUUAACAUACAAAGAAACGGCGGACCAAUCACGUUGCAUUCGUUAUUUAAAAAUUUUAAUGUAUACAUGUAUACUAAACAUAUUCUGUGAGUUUGUAAGUACCCUCAUUCUACUUAAGUAUAGAGUUGAGAAUUAUUUCAGAAAUUACUUUCGGUUAUUGUUUUAUCUGAUACGUAAUGCAAUUUGAACAAUGUAACGUAUAUAUAAGUACUAAGUAGGAGUUAAAUAAUGACAUUCAAGUGCCUGUAUGCAUCGAAUUUAUGUACAAUAAAAAAUUGGGGUGGGUAGAGUGGUCACCUAGAAAGGCAUCACGAACUUACAUUAAAUUAUCACAUAAUAUAUUUAGAAUUUGGUUUGUCCACACCGCUCCGUCUGCCCCAUUGUUUGUUAUAAAUAUAUUAUUAUAAAUGGAUUGUGAAGUUGUAGUGCCAUCCGCGGCUGAGUUAUCGAUUAAUACGUAAUGACUAUUAUAAUGUACUUUGUGUUUGGAGCUGUUGGGACAUGAUACACAUUUUUAGAAUGUAACAAAUUAAAUUAAAUAUUCCUUUUUGCUAUUUACUAAUUUAAGGGUUUAAAGAUUGCUGUGAAGAAUAUUCAUAAUUAUAAUAUACAAUAAAUUUAAGAACGCAUUGGUUUUAAAUCUAUACUACCCUAACACGUCUCUGUGUAAAAGUACAUACAUAUGUAAUGUUGAUGAAUAAGUAUUAUCUACUUAUUGUAUGUCUGUGUGCGUGUUGUUAUUGUACAUUCAAUAAAGUAUUUAGUGAAA
Messenger RNA from Manduca sexta (tobacco hornworm), 2333 nucleotides. It is a transcript of the gene Rab32, whose product is annotated as ras-related protein Rab-32. Gene Ontology annotation, biological process: endosome to lysosome transport; phagosome-lysosome fusion. Bases 16 to 1518 code for a protein of 500 amino acids. NCBI's taxonomy places the organism in Eukaryota, Metazoa, Arthropoda, Insecta, Lepidoptera, Sphingidae. The transcript is spliced from 5 exons. The record is from RefSeq and is a predicted model, not a curated record. Gene Ontology annotation, molecular function: GTPase activity; GTP binding. Gene Ontology annotation, cellular component: trans-Golgi network; late endosome; lysosome.